AUGAAGAGGCUGACUGUUGGUUCCUUGGUAACACCUGAAUACAAUGGAUGGUUUAGGAAACGGGUCAAUGAUAAUAUUCCUAGACCAAGUUUGGAAAGCGCUCGACCAAUGAAGGAACAGUUACAAAUUGCCCCGUCAGAGUUGGAAACUAUAAAUCAAGAUUUUGAGAAAAAGAGUUCUGAGUUUGGGAAGAAGAUCGAGCAGUUGGAAGAAGAAAAGAUGCACCUAAAGUUAGAUGUGGAGAUUCAAAAGUCAGAGGAGGAAAAGUUACUGAAAAGGAAGAAUGAAGUUGAGGAAGAUUUGGAAAGCUUGAAAACAGAUUACAAGAAGUUACGCUUGUUGAUGAGGACUGUUGGAUUAGGAAAGACUUCGGAACAAUGGCGCCAAGAAAGAAAUCUGUCGGAGAGUAAGAAUGAAAAAGAUGAAUUAAGAGCCAGAGUAGCGGAACUGGAGAGAUCUCUAUGUUUAUACUGGAAUCGCAAUUCUGUAACAGAGUUGAGAGCAAGUUUAAGUAAGAUCGAGGAAAUAAAAGGGAAAAUAGAAGAGUUAGAGGCAGCAUUGCAAAGUUGUGAAAUGAAGAUUGGGUUCUUAGAGGAAAAUGAGGAGCAAUGGAAGAAUCAGCUUUAUCAUUCUCAAGACCAAGUUAGAAAUAAGGAUUAUAUCAUGGGAGAAGCCGUAACACAAAUUCGAGAAGUAGCUGAUUAUUUGCAGUCUUUGGCGGUACAGACAGACGUAUUAAGUGUGAAGUACGAGUUGGAGUCAGAUAGGGGACAGGAAUUAGCUUCGUUGCUUAGGAAAAUUAAGGCCCUGAGUGUUAGGGCAAAGUCAUAUUUGUAA
Messenger RNA from Gossypium arboreum, 837 nucleotides. RefSeq lists its product as uncharacterized. The record is from RefSeq and is a predicted model, not a curated record. The transcript is spliced from 2 exons. The coding region runs from base 1 to 837 and encodes 278 amino acids. NCBI's taxonomy places the organism in Eukaryota, Viridiplantae, Streptophyta, Magnoliopsida, Malvales, Malvaceae.